Molecule: messenger RNA, 1158 nt
Organism: Exaiptasia diaphana
Lineage: Eukaryota; Metazoa; Cnidaria; Anthozoa; Actiniaria; Aiptasiidae
Product: dynein regulatory complex subunit 6-like
Exons: 1
Coding region: 1-1152 (383 amino acids)
Biological process (GO): SCF-dependent proteasomal ubiquitin-dependent protein catabolic process
Cellular component (GO): SCF ubiquitin ligase complex
Source: RefSeq, a predicted model, not a curated record
AUGUCUUGCGUCUUUCUCAGUUUGCAGGGUUGUCAGCUUGAAAACAGCACCGGUUUCAUAACCAUCCAAGCCUCGUUCUCAACCUGCCUCAAGAACCUCGACUUGAGAUUCGUCCAUGGUGAUGCUUCCAAAAUCUUCAGCAGAGCACUUCCACGCAUGCGUCAACUGGAAGCACUCGGACUGGACAACAUCCCGUCAUGCUGUUCGGCCAUGUUUCAUUUCCUGUGUAACCUCAAGGUUUUCUAUUGUCAAAAUUGCGCGUCAAUAACAGAUGAAGACCUAGAGGGUCUAGGAAUUAAUUGCCAUGAAUUAGAAUCCCUAAGUUUAUCCGGCUGUGCGUACAUCACUGGGAAAUUCCUUCCUGGCUUAGUUCGCGGCUGUCGAAAACUAAAAACCCUUCUCCUUAGCUGCACAAGAAUACGAAAUCAAUACAUCCGGGAAACCAACUGGACUGAUGCCAUGGUAACAGAAUUGGACAUUUCAUAUUGCUAUGGCAUUACCGAGGAGGGAUUGUUGGUCCUUUUACCCAGUCUCACUCAACUGAAAUAUUUGCAAAUUUCGUUUUGCGGCUGGGGACGAGCGCUUAGUGAUAACGUCAUUGCUGCUAUGGCGUCGCACAUUGGCCAGAGUCUUGAAACGCUGGAUAUUCACAGCAGUUUCAACCUAUCUGGUCAUGCGUUGUGCAGCCUUCUUGAUAAAUGCCCAUCCAUGACUACUCUCUGUGUUGGAAGCGCUAUAAACUCUGACGUCGAGCUUGAAUGCUCACUUCAAUGCCUCCCAAAGUUGAAAAACUUCUUCAUUACUAAGCAAUCUAUAAUCAAAACAGAAACUGUAUUCAAUUUGAUUUCAAAAUAUUGCAAAGACAUCGAAGUGCUUGCGUUGUACAAUUUCUACGCCAUUAAUCGUCCAAAAGUGGAAGAAAGCUUAGUGAAUCUGGUUCGUACUUGCACCAGUUUGAAGACGUUGUGUGUUCGAGGGACAAAUGUACCGCUGCGCACUGAACUCGCAGCGCUUGCAGCCAUGGCGAAGGUCGUAUCUGGACGUAGGGAUAUUAACAUUUGUAGGACGCCCCAUAUGCUGUUGUCAGGCCCUAUGAAUAGCCUUGAUAACGUCAUUAGAGCUGAGUUUAAAAUAACUUCAAAUGUAUCAUAAAACGUC